Molecule: messenger RNA, 971 nt
Organism: Gossypium raimondii (Peruvian cotton)
Lineage: Eukaryota; Viridiplantae; Streptophyta; Magnoliopsida; Malvales; Malvaceae
Product: probable beta-1,3-galactosyltransferase 3
Exons: 3
Coding region: 317-601 (94 amino acids)
Source: RefSeq, a predicted model, not a curated record
GUCACCCGCUAGUUACUCCCUCUUCUCCUCAUCUCCAUCGCGCGCCCUAAAAAAAUUCUGUUUGUUGUUGUUCUUUAUUCCAUUUUUGUGUGUUUUUUUGCAGAGAAUGGAAGAAAAUUACAGGAGGUUGAAGGAGAUAAACAAGAAGCUGAGAAGGGAGAUUAGAUAUAAUGAAAAUUUUAUCCCUUUCCCGUAGUAUAUAUAUAUAUAUAUAUUUGUCAAUGAAAAGAAGGGUUCAUGCUUUUUUUGUUGUUGUUAUUAAGGGAACGGGGUUUUUUAUUAUUUAUUUGCAGGCAGAGAAUGGGUGGAGACUUGAAUGAACUUAAAACUUAAACUAAUUUCAGAGGGUUGUAAUCCAAAAGCUAAAGAAGAAAAGCAUAUAUCCAAACACAUCAUUGGAGAGGUUUUUAAGACUCACCAUGCUAUACAAACACUGGAUAAGACUAUUUUGAGCUUAGAGAUGGAAUUAGCUGCUGCAAGGGCAGCACAAGAAUCUUUACUCGGUGGUUCACCAUUAUCCACAGAUGCGAAUAGAGCCAAAUCAUCUAGGAAGAGAAAGUAUCUGAUGGUUAUAGGAAUUAAUACCGCUUUUAGCAGCUGAAAAAGAAGAGAUUCAGCUCGUGCUACAUGGAUGCCACAAGGUUGUCGGAUUGAUCUUUUCUUUAUACCCUUCAUUUCCUUAUUUCAUUCCCUUAACACACAUUAAUCCCUUUCCCAAGUUAUGCCAUUAGGAUUGCUGAAUUAAAUCUGCUGUUGUUUUUCUUCCUAAAACUAAUGGAAAAUAGGUGAAAAACAGAAUAAGUUGGAGGAUGAAAACAGCAUUAUCGUUCUCUUUGUUAUUGGUCAUAGGUGAAGGCUUAAUUCACUUUCCUUUGUAUUUUUUGGUUGCUAAACUUUGACAUGUAUUUCUCCUUAAAUGCAUUGAACCUAUAUGCUAGACUGAUUUCACUACCACAGGAUGUCCUGAUGAA